Messenger RNA from Zychaea mexicana, 309 nucleotides. RefSeq lists its product as uncharacterized. Gene Ontology annotation, cellular component: preribosome, large subunit precursor. The record is from RefSeq and is a predicted model, not a curated record. The transcript is spliced from 2 exons. Lineage: Eukaryota; Fungi; Mucoromycota; Mucoromycetes; Mucorales; Lichtheimiaceae. The coding region runs from base 1 to 309 and encodes 102 amino acids.
AUGGCCCGCAGUUUAAGAUCACAAACCAAAAAGAGAUUCCGAGCUAUUAAGCGGGAAAAUGUAUUCAAGCCAGUUGAAGAUCUGCGACUUCAACGAUUAGCUGAAGCACAAGCCAAAGCAGCCGAUAAACCCAAGGUUGGCGAUCACAUGGAGGAGGAAAAGCUGGAUUCCGGUAAUACAAUGGACACUACCGACGAAACCAAAAAGAUCUCGACGGGUGGUGCUCGUAACAACAAAGUGGCUCGCAAGUUGGCCAAAAAGAAGGCAAAGAAGGCUCAUAAGCCAAAGUCGACCAAGAACCUCUUCUAA